AUGACAACACUUGAUCCUGUUGCCGAUUCAAAUGGAAAGAAUACUUGGCGACGGUGGUGGAAUUCUGGUGAGGAUAAUUUGCAGACAGCGCAAAAUGAUGCCAACGGUUGGUAUUCAAGUAUGAUUUCAAAGGUACCACCAUUCAGACCAAGAAAUAAUUUGGUCAGCGUAGACGAUAAUACAAGAUAUUCUCAGUUAAACUCAGAACAAAUUUCUUCACUGGAAACUGAGGCAAGAAAUGCCAUCUCAAAUCGUAAUAGUUCAUGGUGUUGGUAUGAGGACUUAACAGAGGUGCAGAGCAAAAUAAAUAGCUCCCUUGGUAAAGGAGGAGUAAUGAGUGUGUUCGAUACUGGUUCUGGGAGAUGUCCCCUACCACUUCCGGCGUAUCCAAUUGAAAUGCAGGCACAAUAUAACAUUCAUAUCAAUAACUCGUUUCUACUGCCGUCUGCGUCACCAAAUGAAAUAUACCAUCCGUUACCCUUAAGAACUAUGAUUGCGUCUGCAGUUAAAAACUACUAUAAUCUACCCACUGAAAAACAUUUAUAUUUGAGAAAGGAAGGAAAUAAACUACUGAAACAAAAGAGGGUUCUAAUCCUUUCAUUAGUGGGCUGGCUGCCUGAGAAAUAUGAGAAGGUAACUUUAGGAGAACAGCGGUCUGCUUAUUACCUCUCCCAGCAAUUGGCAAAAUCUUUGCAAGAUCAAGAAGUAUCAGAGAUUUCAUCUUUAUCUUUCGAAUGUCCAUUAGAAAGCAAAGAAUUGAAAACAGUUUUCGAAGAAUGCAAUACGUUACUCUCUAAUUGGAAAAAUUUGUUCUACAAAGUUGAUUCAAUAUUUUUUAUUGGGGUAUAUCAUAGCGUCCCCCUGGCAGUUUUAUUAGCAAGGGAAAUUUUACAAAAUCAUCAAUCCCUAGGUUUUGAUACGAAUACUUAUGUGGGGCUGCUUAGUAUAGAGUCAUGCCUCCAAGGCUACAGGUUUUGGGAUCAUAGUGUAGAUGCUAACAAUUUUAACAGGGUUAUUAACCCAAAUGCAGAUCAGGAUUAUACGAAAGCCCAGGAAGCUAAAGAGAAGCAAUUAUUUCAAGGCCUUACUAAAAAUGAAAAAGAGGUUCUUUCAAAAUUGAAAAAUUAUCGAGAUCCUGAUUCCGUGGAGGCAAAAUUGGUAAGGAAAGACUUGGAUUGGAUCUUAUUCAAUUGGGAUCUAUUUAGGAUGUCAUUGGUAGGUAAGCUGUAUGAUAACUUCAUGACACUGUCACAGAAGCUGGCAAUUGAUUAUUGUCACCCUAAAAUAAUGCGGAACCUUUGGUGUGAUGGAGCCUAUCUGGAUACCGAUCUGAAGAAACCUGGCGAAAUAGGUAUACCCGACUUUAAAAUGAAAACUCCCAGCUUUGAUUUCCAGGUAAAGAUACCAGAUGAUAGGAACUUCGAAAUCUCUUUAGUUGACAAUUUUUUGCUCGCCCAAAAUUUGGGUUAUAAUGAUUUUAUACCACUUUUAACACUCGUGGGACCCUACUUCAUUUCUAGGUCAUUUAAUCCAAACACUUUGCCAACUACUUUAAAGAAACAAAAGACAACCGACACAAAAAUCUGGUUACAAAAUAUUGAUCCAAAAUGGGCUUCUAAACAAGCUUUCGCAGAAAAAUUCCAAGAAGAGCUGCAGGAUGAAAUAUCAAGUGUUUAUAAUUUUCUAGAGUAUGCUCAGUACCAAACAGUAAAGAAUCCUGAAUUAAUUAACAUUCGCAGCGGAAUCUACGAUGAUGAUAGCAUAUAUGGAAAUUUUGUCGACUGUACUUUACGAACAAAAAACCUACUAAUUCCAAAACACCUGGCAAUGAUACACCAUCAGUCUGAUCCUACAAGCAUCUUAGAAACAAUAAAUCAAUAUGAUCUCGUAUGGAAAUUCCACGAGGCACUAUCUACCUUUCUACAACUAAGAAAUCUCCCCAUUCAAGAUUUUCCUAAAUAUAUUCAUCUUUCUACAUCUUUACAUUGCUCUUCCUUGAAUAUCACCAAUAAAGACCCGACAAGAUUUGAAAGGGACGAUUCCGAAACAUUGAAUAGAUUGCGACAAAUAUGGGAGGCAUACCAAACAUGGGAUCCUCCAACUAGAGGCUUAAAGCACCUGAGAAACAUUUUAAGUGCCCUGUCGUCGUAUAGAAGCUUUUCUCGUCUCCUUCAUGACGUGGACCGGAGAUAA
Molecule: messenger RNA, 2193 nt
Organism: Kazachstania africana CBS 2517
Lineage: Eukaryota; Fungi; Ascomycota; Saccharomycetes; Saccharomycetales; Saccharomycetaceae
Gene: CVM1
Product: Cvm1p
Exons: 1
Coding region: 1-2193 (730 amino acids)
Source: RefSeq, a predicted model, not a curated record